AUGCGACGGUCAACUAGGGUUGCAAACAAGAAGACGAAGGCUUACAGUACUAGUUAUGAAGCAGUUUCUCCAAUUUCCGACGGCCGGAAAAAGAGUCAGCGGCGGCAGCAGAGAGGUAAGGAUUACAUUAGUGAAAUACCUGACGACAUUCUUACAAUCAUAUUAUCUCAGCUAAAUAUCAAAGAAGCAGUAAAAACCUGCAUUCUAUCACGUAAAUGGAGAUUUGUUUGGUCUUACGUUUCGAACGUGUUUAAUUUCGAUGCUUCGAAGGAAGAUUUGUUUCAUGAUGAACACAACAUUGGUCAGCGACACACAUUUGAAAUGACAGUGUGGAAUGUUUUGAAAAAACAUAAAGGACCGUUUAUUUCUGAGCUCAGUAUUCAAUACCCUUAUCAUUGCGAUUAUCAGGUUUUCCAUCGUCAGCUGCAGUUUUUGAUCGAUAUGUGCAUGAAAAAAGGAGUUAAGAGCUUAUUCAUCGACUUCCGAAGGGCCGAAAUAUAUCCACGGAGACCUGCGCAACGAUUAGGGUCUUUCUGUAGUUUGACAUCUCUUGUUUCUCUUCGAUUGAUUAACGCGAACAUCUCCGUUGAUUUUAUUCACCACCUUUUAUCGAAUUCUCCUAAUCUCGAGGUGCUGACUGUUGUCAACUCGCUUCCCGAACCCUCUAACCUGAAGUUUUGUGGUCCUUGUCGGAGGCUAAAGCACCUCGAAUUGAGGCUUGACGUGAUCCAGACUAUUGAAAUAUCGUCAGCGCCACAUCUUGAAACACUCGAGCUUUAUCCGAUCAACAGAGAUAUAAACAUUAUCUUCAACGAUAUUCCUGAUUCUCUGACCCGAAUCUCUUACGGCUUUGUUGUAGUUAAGGAACCCUUAAUUACUAGUUUGUUUUCUCAAUUGAAGUCGCUUGCUAUGCGGACAUGGUCCUUUACAUCUCAGGAUCGCCCGCAUUUUCCUGCAAUGAUGAGAAACUUAAAGGAAAUUAAGUUGAAAUUGGAUGGAGAUUGCAUUGAAGAUUUCAAUAGUUGCUUUAGCUUGAUCGAUGCUUCUCCUGUGUUGACCAAGGCAUACUUUAUCUUGAGUUUAGCAGGCAUUUUCACGAAACCUCACAGAAAAUUUAAGUUUAGUAGGCACCCUGAUUUUCUCGGACGUUCGAAGCAUCAAUGUCUCGAGGUGGUUGGGGUUUUCGAAUUUACGGAUUGCGAUAGUGACCAAGAACUUGUCACUUACUUAGCUCGGUAUGCUGAAAAUCUUCAGAAGAUAAAUAUCAAGUGUUCCGGCUACGGAAAAUUGGAGGUUUCUCGGGUUUCGAAGCUAAAAUCCGUGCUGCCUCCAUCUGUGGAGUUAAAGAUACUUCCAUGA
This is a messenger RNA of Mercurialis annua (annual mercury), 1359 nucleotides long. RefSeq names its product F-box/FBD/LRR-repeat protein At3g52680-like. The transcript has a single exon. Gene Ontology annotation, molecular function: protein binding. The record is from RefSeq and is a predicted model, not a curated record. Bases 1 to 1359 code for a protein of 452 amino acids. NCBI's taxonomy places the organism in Eukaryota, Viridiplantae, Streptophyta, Magnoliopsida, Malpighiales, Euphorbiaceae.